Messenger RNA from Medioppia subpectinata, 922 nucleotides. Lineage: Eukaryota; Metazoa; Arthropoda; Arachnida; Sarcoptiformes; Oppiidae. The record is from the annotation of a GenBank genome assembly.
AUGGAUUCAAAAAGUGUUUCCAAUGAUAAGAAGGAAUUGAAGGACGCGACCAAUUCUGAUGACUCGAAACCACAAGAAUUAAAGUUAAGAAAAGACGAAACACCCGAAGACAAUCAAUUGGGGCCAAAGGUAUUGGGACUCUUUGAAAACGGACAGAUUCAGCAAUUCAUUGAGAACCGACACUUUAAAGUCCCGGAGCAAAAGGACCCGCAAUUGAGCGCCGAGUUGUUUAAGAAGAUGGCGGGCUUUCACGCCAUGGAUGUGCCCAUCAAGAGAACCAACGGCUGGUUAUACGAGAACUUUUUUGACAACUUCUACGACAGAGCCUUCAAAGACGGCUCAUUUGAUUUGUGCGAUGAACUCAAGUGCGAGACAUUGAAUGCACGGGAUUUGCAAACAGAGAUCCAAUGGCUUAAGGCGGCCAUCGAUGCCAUCGGCAGCCCUAUUGUCUUCUCGCACAACGAUCUCAAAGGCUAUAAUAUAAUGGUCACAAAAGUCAAUAACAAAGAGGGGGUAAUGCUAUGCGAUUUUGAGUACUCGUGUUACUCAUACCGGGGCUAUGACUUUGGCACUGUAUUUGCGGAAUGGGACCAUGGUGAUUACACCAAACUUCAGCAUUUUCCCGAUGAUAGUGUAAUCGAGACAUUGGUUGGCCAUUAUAUCAACGAAUCGGUCUCUAUUUUUGGGUCAAAAUAUGCGGACAAUAAAAUCAAUUCAGUUCAACAGUUGAUGAAAGAGGUUAAACUGUUUACUCUGGUCUCCAAUAUGGUUAGCGUAAUGUUUGGCAUCCAGAAUCACCAAGGUGAUGCCGCUAUACAAAAGGAUGGAAAUAGAAUGAUGGGUUUGGUUGACAUCGCUUUCAAAAAUUAUUUCCAUUUGAAAAAUAAGUUUUUGGCUCAAAAUGUGUUUUAAUACACUCAUG